AUGUAUUUGGCAGCUGGAGCAGUUGGCAAGUAUGGGCAGCUGGAGCAAGUGGCAAGUAUGGGCAGAUGGGAGCAGUUGGGAGCAGCUAAGAGAGGUGUGCUUCACCAGCCAAAGGGGAGGACGAAAUUUCUCUCUAUAAAUAGAGAGCUGCACACUCAUUCAAUAGAGAUAGGCAGACACACACAUUCACUUCACCCAUUACUCUCAAACACACAUUCAGAUUCACCACAAAGAGAUAAGGAGCUGGAGCUGUCCUGGGAAUUCCUUGCUGUGAUCAUCUAG
Messenger RNA from Prunus armeniaca (apricot), 282 nucleotides. Lineage: Eukaryota; Viridiplantae; Streptophyta; Magnoliopsida; Rosales; Rosaceae. The record is from the annotation of a GenBank genome assembly.